AUGGGGAAGGAGACAACAAAGGUCGGGCCUCAGACGGCCUCAACCGCAGAUAGCCCUGCACUCCCCCGGCGCACUUCUUCGAGGCUGGCACGUCCCUGUGUCUCUGACGCUAGGAAAAGCAACACUGCAGUUACGGGUGAAGAAUGUGGGUUGCAUAAUCCGAGUACUCUCAGAUCGCUUCGCGACAGCAGGUUGGCAGCGGUUGAAGUCGCUAUUCCCUUGAAAAAACAGUCGCCUACCCGCUCUACUUCAUCCUCCGACGUGGUUGAGGAUAUAUCUGGGGGUGGUAUAAAUGCGUACAGUACUCCAGCAAGUAGUGUGGCCGUUACUCCUGCCGAGAUGAACAUGACCAAACCAAGGAAAAGAGUUAGUGCUUCCGCUCGCGCUCGAGAACUACGUUCGAGUAUAAAGUCCCUCAACACGCAAAAGGGGCCCAAAAGAGAUUUUGCGGCUAUAACUUCAGACGACCCUACUUCUGAAAGCUCAGACACAGCCUUGACUCAGGCCCUUCAGCUUCGAGAAUAUCAAAAAUCCUCCCCGAAGCGACGCAAGACUCGAGGUGGCGUUAGGUUUGCAUUAGAGGACUCUACUGACAACGAUAGUGUUUUGACGAGAUCAAGUUACAAUAAAGAGAAUGGCACUGUGGAUAUCGGAAAGCUGCGCCCUGCACGCAAGACGAGGAACUCCGUUCAGAGUGUGGUAUCAGAUAGUGAAAGUAGCAUCAUCAUGGAAGAUGAGUCUGGGGAUGAACAAGAAUAUUUCUCUGAAAGUGACUCUAUGUCAAGCAUGGAUGUUGAUUCUGUCAGUCAGAGAAUCGGGGACUCGGCUGGUUCGAGAGCUAGCGCUCGAACGCGGGCACGGGCUUCGAUGGUUUCCUUGCCCACUGAACCGGUAGUUAGACGGCCAGGGAUGUCCUAUCGCGCAUUGAGAGAGCGAAAAAAACUCGAGAGGCAACAUCCAUAUAUCAUGAAAAUGUGGGAUGAACUACGAAACAGUCCUCCUAUUAUCCCAGUCACAGCAGAACAACCCCCUGGCAUAUCGAGAAAUCUCAAGUCAUUCCAGCUAGAAGGUCUGAAUUGGAUGAUGCGGCAAGAGAGGUCCCAGUAUAAGGGUGGUUUAUUAGGCGAUGAGAUGGGCAUGGGAAAAACAAUCCAGGCGGUUUCCCUUCUUAUGUCUGAUUAUCCUGUUGGGCAGCCAUCUCUCGUCGUCGUUCCCCCUGUUGCUCUAAUGCAAUGGCAAUCUGAGAUUAAGGAGUACACAAACGGUCAAUUAAAGGUUCUCGUAUAUCACAAUUCAAAUUCCAAAGUCAAGUCGCUCUCAGAAAAGGAUCUUCUAGCAUACGACGUGAUUAUGAUCUCCUAUUCUGGCCUUGAGUCAAUACACCGAAAAGAAUGGAAGGGGUGGAAUCGCAGCGAUGGGAUUGUGAAGGAAGACAGUAUUAUCCACUCCAUUCACUAUCAUCGUCUUAUUCUAGAUGAAGCUCAUAGUAUCAAGCAACGCACUACGAGUGUCGCUCGUGCGUGUUUUGCACUCAAAGCCAAAUAUAAGUGGUGUCUUUCUGGUACCCCUGUUCAAAACCGAAUCGGGGAGUUCUUUUCUCUCCUGCGCUUCUUAGAAAUUCGCCCCUUUGCUUGUUAUUUUUGCAAACAGUGCAAGUGUCAGGAACUCCAUUGGUCACAAGAUGCGGGGAAACGUUGUACCCAUUGUAAACAUAGUGGAUUUAGUCAUGUCUCAAUCUUUAACCAGGAAAUUCUAAACCCUAUCACAGAGAGAAAUAAUCCGGAAGCUCGAAAGGAAGCAUUGUCUAAGCUACGUUUAAUUACUGAGAGAAUAAUGCUAAGACGCAUUAAGCGAGAUCAUACGGCUUCGAUGGAGCUUCCACCGAAGCGUGUUGUUCUACACAAUGAAUUUUUCGGAGAGAUCGAACGCGAUUUUUCCAGAAGCAUCAUGACUAACUCAACGCGACAGUUUGAUACAUAUGUGAGCCGUGGUGUAAUGCUGAAUAACUAUGCCAAUAUCUUUGGACUUAUUAUGCAGAUGCGGCAAGUUGCGAACCACCCAGACCUGAUAUUGAAAAAGCACGCCGAGAGUGGCCAGAACAUCCUCGUCUGCAGUAUUUGCGAUGAACCAGCGGAGGAGGCAAUUCGCUCUCGCUGCCGCCAUGAAUUCUGUCGCCGAUGUGCCAAGGACUAUGUGCAAUCGUUUGAUGCGGGCUCAGUUGUCGAUUGCCCUAGGUGUCAUAUUCCACUCUCCGUUGAUUUCGAGCAGCCGGAUAUAGAACAGGAAGAAGAGCAUAUCAAGAAAAACUCCAUAAUAAAUCGAAUUCGAAUGGAAAAUUGGACAUCGUCAACGAAGAUCGAAAUGCUCGUCUAUGAGCUUUUCAAACUGAGAAGCAAGAAGCAAACGCACAAAUCCAUCGUCUUCUCCCAGUUUACUUCAAUGCUGCAGCUUGUUGAAUGGCGCCUACGACGGGCUGGAUUUAACACCGUCAUGCUUGAUGGAACUAUGACGCCUGCACAGCGGCAGAAGUCAAUUGAUUUUUUCAUGAACAAUGUAGAUGUCGAGGUAUUUCUUGUGUCCCUCAAAGCAGGGGGCGUGGCCUUGAACCUCACCGAGGCAUCAAGAGUUUUCAUUGUUGACCCAUGGUGGAACCCAGCCGCUGAGUGGCAAAGCGCUGACAGAUGCCACCGGAUUGGUCAACGUCGGCCUUGUGUUAUUACGCGGCUGUGCAUUGAGGAUUCGGUUGAAUCUCGGAUUGUGUUACUACAGGAAAAGAAGGCCAAUUUGAUUAAUGGAACCAUUAACAAAGAUCAAGGGGAGGCCUUGGAGAAGCUCACCCCAGAGGAUAUGCAGUUCUUAUUUCGGGGCUCCUAA
Messenger RNA from Aspergillus bombycis, 2874 nucleotides. Its product is annotated as DNA repair protein RAD16. NCBI's taxonomy places the organism in Eukaryota, Fungi, Ascomycota, Eurotiomycetes, Eurotiales, Aspergillaceae. The transcript has 11 exons. The record is from RefSeq and is a predicted model, not a curated record. Gene Ontology annotation, molecular function: ATP binding; metal ion binding; ATP-dependent chromatin remodeler activity. The coding region runs from base 1 to 2874 and encodes 957 amino acids.